UCUCCGGUGCGUCUGCGCGGGAAGUGGAAACCAGCGAGGAGGCGAAGCUGUGUGAGGUCCGCGGGGCUGGCAGCGUAUGCCGCCUUGGGUGUCUUCUCGCUGCGAAGCCCGCUGCCCGACGCCUCCGCCGCCAUGCUCAUGAAGGGCCGCUUCUCGAUUCGCCGCACCCUCCAGUACCUGGGCCAGGGGGACGUGGUGUUUAAGGACUCAGUGAAGGUCAUGACGGUGAACUACAACACGCACGGGGAGCUGGGCGAGGGCGCCAGGAAGUUUGUGUUUUUCAACAUACCUCAGAUCCAGUACAAAAACCCUUGGGUACAGAUCAUGCUGUUUAAGAACAUGACGCCGUCCCCCUUCCUGCGCUUCUAUCUGGACUCCGGGGAGCAGGUCCUUGUGGAUGUGGAGACCAGGAGCAAUAAGGAGAUCAUGGAGCACAUCAGGAAAAUCUUGGGGAAGAACAAGGAAACCCUGGAGAAGGAGGAGCAGGAGAAAAAGGAGCUUUCUCACCCAGCCCACUUUGGGCCCCGAAAGUACUGCCUGCGGGAGUGUAUCUGCGAGGUGGAAGGGCAGGUCCCCUGCCCGGGUCUGGUGCCGUUACCCAAGGAGCUGACAGGGAAGUACAAAGCAAUGCUGAAAGCCAGCACCCAGGACUGAGGCCCCAGGCCAUACCCAGGGAAGCCCCUGGUUCUGGUUAGUCCAUUUCCAUGUUCAUGGAUAGAAUAGUCCCCUGGUUCACACCUGUGUGAAAGGACAUGGGAGGGUCGGGGGAGUGUAUCUGCGCUCUCAGGUUAAUAAAAUGCUUCCUGGUCUCCAG
Molecule: messenger RNA, 814 nt
Organism: Ailuropoda melanoleuca (giant panda)
Lineage: Eukaryota; Metazoa; Chordata; Mammalia; Carnivora; Ursidae
Gene: MRPS25
Product: mitochondrial ribosomal protein S25
Exons: 4
Coding region: 133-654 (173 amino acids)
Cellular component (GO): mitochondrion
Molecular function (GO): structural constituent of ribosome
Source: RefSeq, a predicted model, not a curated record